This is a messenger RNA of Dothidotthia symphoricarpi CBS 119687, 645 nucleotides long. RefSeq lists its product as uncharacterized. Bases 1 to 645 code for a protein of 214 amino acids. The record is from RefSeq and is a predicted model, not a curated record. Lineage: Eukaryota; Fungi; Ascomycota; Dothideomycetes; Pleosporales; Dothidotthiaceae. The transcript has 3 exons.
AUGUCAACAUUCACCAAGCAUCCAGAUACUAUCAAGUACCCUUUACCACGAACAAACUCUUUCCAAAAUUUCAACAGCCCAUCUCCCACCGCCAUGAUCGGAAUCACCGCACGCAUGGUCGCGAUUACUGCGUUCGUGCUCGCCCUUCAACUCCAUAGUUCCUUCCUUGAGCAUUACCUCAAUUUUGUCACCGAAAGUUACAAGUUCUUCUCCCUCAAUCUUCUCCAGCGUCUUCAGGCGAGUAAUCUUGUCGGAGAGAUCUGCCAAACGAUCUCCCACAUCGUGCCAUCAUCUGUAAUGGAUGAGUUGGAGAGCCUCGCAAAUGUAGCGCAAAACACGAUGGUUCACGUCUCCCUUGUAGUCAGAAUGAGCCUGUAUACUGCAACCCGAACUUACAACGCUCUUCAUCUGUACCUCAGCCCCCUGAUUGCCGAUAUCGUUUUUGGAAAUCUAAGUGUGCUGGCUAUCAGUGUAUUGCUUCGCUGUCUUGUGUGUACAACUCUGGGCAUUUUCCAUUGCCUCCAGGCUAUGGGUUAUACCCUCGGUCGUGUGGUGCAGAUUCUCAUGUUACCUUUUCGACUUGGGGACAAGCUGCUUACCAAGGUGUGCGGUAUAACCUCUGGAAGGGAGGAGGUUUCGCGGUAG